AUGGAUGCUGAUGCACUAGCUGCACAGAUCCUUUCUUUACUUCCAUUAAAGUUUUUCCCAAUCAUCGUCAUUGGAAUUAUUGCACUGAUCAUAGCAGUGGCCAUUGGUCUGGGCAUACACUUCAAUUGCUCUGGGAAAUACAGGUGCAGAUCAUCUUUUCAGUGUAUUGAACUGACAGAAAGGUGUGAUGGUGUAUAUAACUGUAAAGAUGGAGAGGAUGAAUACAGAUGUGUCCGUGUGAGUGGCCGUAAUGCAGUGCUUCAGGUGUUUGUUGCUGCUGCGUGGAGAACUAUGUGUUCGGAUGACUGGAAAGGUCAAUAUGGACUUAUAGCCUGUGAACAAUUAGGUUUCUCAAGCUAUGUAAGUUCACGCAGCAUGAGGAUAGACAUAGUUGAGGAGGAGUUGCAAGAGGAAUUUGUUUCUAUCAAUCACCUUAUACCAGAAAAUAAAGUGACCUCUUUACACCAUGCAGUAUAUGUAAGGGAGAAAUGCUCUUCUGGACGUGUAAUCAUCUUAAAGUGUGUGACUUGUGGUGUGAGGAUAGGCUAUAGCCCACGUAUAGUUGGGGGAAACAUGUCAUCCCUUAUGCAAUGGCCCUGGCAAGUUAGUCUCCAGUUCCAAGGAUAUCAUCUUUGUGGUGGAUCUCUCAUCACUCCUGUGUGGAUUGUCACUGCUGCACACUGUGUUUAUGACCUUUAUAUGCCCAGUUCGUGGACCAUACAAGUAGGCUUGGUGACCUUAAUAGAUACACCAGCUCCUUCUUAUUCAGUGGACAAAAUCAUAUACCACAGCAAGUAUAAGCCAAAGAGACUGGGAAAUGACAUUGCUCUAAUGAAACUAGCCAUACCUCUCACUUUUGAUGAUAUGAUUCAACCAAUAUGUCUGCCUAAUUCUGAAGAGGACUUUCCUGAUGGGAAAAUGUGCUGGACAUCAGGGUGGGGGGCCACAGAAGAGGGAGGAGAUGCCUCACCAGUCUUGAACCAUGCUGCAGUUCCUUUAAUUUCAAACAAAGUUUGCAAUCAUAAGGAUGUGUAUGGUGGAAUCAUUGCUCCUUCAAUGCUCUGUGCAGGCUAUUUAAAGGGUGGUGUGGACAGCUGUCAGGGUGAUAGUGGAGGACCUUUAGUUUGUGAAGAGAUGAAGAUCUGGAAGUUGGUGGGAGCUACAAGCUUUGGAAUUGGUUGUGCUGAUGUAAAUAAACCAGGAGUCUACACUCGUAUUACAUCUUUCCUGGACUGGAUACAUGAACAGAUGGAGAGGGAACUAAAAAUUUGAAGAUUUCAUGGAUGAGCAACAGGAUUAUUUUUCUCACCUUGAAUUCCCACUCUACAAAAGCUGUACUGUCCUACUGUGGACUGAUAUGUAAAACUUAGCUUCUUGUUAAGAUCAGAUCCCUUCAUUAUUUUCCUUGAUUAUUGUGUUCAUUUGUAAAGAACAUUUUGGGUAAUGACUGUAAUGCUUGGCACAGAAGAAGCACUUAAUACAUUUUUCUAUCCAUUACAAAUAGUAUGAACCACACAAAUGCACUGGUUUCUUGGGAAAAUGGAUAAAUUUACACAAAAAGUAAUCUUACAAUCAUUUGAAUGAAAUACUGUUUGGAAUUAAAGAGAAGUGUUAUUGUUAAUUAAAUACCUUUGCAUCAGAAACCAGAAAACUUAAAACUUUCUUCUUUCAAGAUCUAUUUACAUGUGAA
Molecule: messenger RNA, 1690 nt
Organism: Antechinus flavipes (yellow-footed antechinus)
Lineage: Eukaryota; Metazoa; Chordata; Mammalia; Dasyuromorphia; Dasyuridae
Gene: TMPRSS3
Product: transmembrane serine protease 3
Exons: 12
Coding region: 1-1272 (423 amino acids)
Biological process (GO): proteolysis
Cellular component (GO): membrane
Molecular function (GO): protein binding; serine-type endopeptidase activity
Source: RefSeq, a predicted model, not a curated record